Molecule: messenger RNA, 664 nt
Organism: Topomyia yanbarensis
Lineage: Eukaryota; Metazoa; Arthropoda; Insecta; Diptera; Culicidae
Gene: ND-B16.6
Product: NADH dehydrogenase [ubiquinone] 1 alpha subcomplex subunit 13
Exons: 3
Coding region: 117-572 (151 amino acids)
Source: RefSeq, a predicted model, not a curated record
CAACAUUAUACGUGCGACACAACAUUACCUCGAAUCGGUUCAACCAGUUUGAGUUUUGACAUAUUCUAUGCUGAUCGAAACAUUUUUUUGCUGGAUACGAGUGAAAAAGAUUCAAGAUGAGCACUCCUCCAGCCAAGUUGCAGGAUAUGCCACCAAGAGGUGGCUAUUCUAGUAUUCCUUUUGCGAGAGUUCCAGCAAAAAAAUACUUCAAAGGAUGGCAGCUGAUAGCCGCUUACGCUGGUUUCACCACCGUCGGCCUCUCCUUGUACUAUUUGAACUGCAAGGAAAAUCAACGUAACGAGGUCGAAAUGCGAUCUGCACGGAAUGUUAUCUAUGCUCUGCUGUUGGCUGAGCGUGAUCGUGAAUAUUUGAAGCAGAUAAGACGAAACCGUGACGAAGAGGCUGAACUCAUGAAGGAUGUGAAGGGCUGGGAAGUGGGAACCUGGUAUGGGGAGCCGGUGUUCAAGACCUUACCCAAGGAUAAGUUUAUCGAUCCGACCUUCCAGGAGUUUUACGUACACAGUGCGAGCAAGGAACAGGCUAAGCGUAGAAACAUAAAACUAUUGAGCUAGACGGUUCCCCCAGAAGAUUGAGUUGGGUUGAUAUAAAAACAGCUUUGAGGAACUAGUUGAUUGUAAAAUAAACGUAGGUCUGUCGUUAUCUA